Molecule: messenger RNA, 1640 nt
Organism: Capsella rubella
Lineage: Eukaryota; Viridiplantae; Streptophyta; Magnoliopsida; Brassicales; Brassicaceae
Product: F-box protein At1g80960
Exons: 5
Coding region: 140-1510 (456 amino acids)
Molecular function (GO): protein binding
Source: RefSeq, a predicted model, not a curated record
AAAACUCUCUAUAAAUCACUAACCAAUAACACCCCCUUAAGGUAAUCUGAAUCCCAAGUCCCUCUCUGUCUCCUUCUCAGCGUCAAAAGUAUCCUCUCGCACGCCAGGCCACCUAUUCUGGGAUAUAUACCAAUAACAUAUGGAGAAAUCAUCAUCAUCAUCAUCAUCAUCAUCAUUUGUUCCUAUCGAAAAUGUUGAUUGGAUAAGCACACUCCCCAAUGAUUUAUUGCUCGUGAUCUUGUCGAGACUGUCCACAGAAGAAGCGGUAAGGACGAGCGUUGUGUCCAAACGAUGGGAACAUGUCUGGAAGCACAUGUCUCAUAUAGCUUUAGACAUGCGAAAGAAGGUUACCAGUUCUAACAAUACCCUCGACGUUACUAAACGGGUUGCUCCACUGAUGACGAAGAUUAUAAACAAUCACCGUGGACAUCUAGAGAGCUGCGUAAUCGACAGUUACACAAACGGGAUGCUGAAUACUUGGAUUGAUUCGCUCACUGGUGUGAGACAGACCAAACAUCUCACACUUAGACGCCAUGUUGGAGAAGAGAAGUGGCAAAAUAGUUGCCGCGACUUUCCCCAAAACUCAUUCUCAUUUGCAAGCCUCACAUCACUCUCACUGUUUUCAUAUACAUUGAGAACCUCACAUUCCUUCAAUGACUGCCAAAAUCUCAAGACGCUCAAACUCUGGGUUACAUUCGCCUCAGAGGCUGGAAUCUUCAACAGAAUCCUCGCAUCUUGCCCUUCCCUGGAGGUGCUUGUACUAGGCGUCGGUUGCUUCAAAAAGGGUGGUCCUUUGAAGAUUGACAACAAGAGAUUAAAGCUCUUGAAAGUGUCAGCUUACGGUGAGAUGGAAGGUAUUAAAGUGACAUCUCCUAGUUUGCAUAUUCUCGCUAUCGAUGAAGUUCUCCCAUGUGAGAGAUAUAACUUUGACCUCACGUCUCCUGGACUCCAGUUUAGUAGAUUCUUGGCAAGGAUAAGCUUGCCUCACGUCAGCUACAACAUAUCAAAGGAGGAAAACUGCAUUGGGCAUGAAGAAUAUGUGAUAAAAUCAGGUGGUGCGUUGUUGAGAAAAUCAUUUCCUGCAUACAUGUCAGUGAGUGUAGAUUUAAUGAAUGCAAGAGAAGUUUCGAGGUUAAGACAAGUCCUACUUGCAUGGACUCAUCCAAUUAGGUUGGAGCUUGAGAUCAUAUUCAAGUUGUUGGCACGGUAUAUAUAUGUGGAGAAAAACAAUGCUCAUAGGGAAGAGGAGGCUUCACCAAAAUACAAAGAGCCGUUCCCCAAUGCUGAAUUUCGCGUGGAUACUUUGUGGAUGUAUAACUUCAGCGGUUCAUCAGAGGAAGAGUUUGCGUUUGUAUCGUGUUUGGUAAGGCAAAAGACUGUGAAAAGAAGGAUGAUGAUCAAGACGACGGGGUUUCCUGAAAGAAACAAGUUGGAGAUAGAAACAGCUGUGGCUAAGCUACGAGCACUUAAAACGAAAGAUCAAUGGGAGCUUACCAUCAAUUGUUUCUGAUAAUUGUUGUCAUCUUUCCAACCUAAUAAUUAUCCUCUUAUAUAUUUAAAAGACUAGUACACAUUUUAACAUUGCAAAAUUAUGGCCAAAUUACCUAUUAAUAAUUGAAAAAGAAGAACAUUUAUUGAAA